UCCCCUGGGAAAUGCCAGAUAGAGUAUUAAGUAACACGAAGUAGUUACUAUAUCUAUGCACGAAUCCUCUCUUCUAGCUAGCUACUGCGUACCGUACCGGUGGUGCUGUGUGCUCAAAUCUACGAUUUAAGGAUCAGUCUUAUAAAUUGACUACAUCUAUGGCCUCUAGAGCUAGAGGCAGACGUAGUGCUAGUGCAGGCUACAGGCAUUCAGUCGAACAAGCCAGAACAUAUCGAAAACCAACAUAUGGAGUGAAAGUGAGUAACAUUCCGUCAAACUAUCUGACAACAUCACUCCAAGAUCUGUUUUGCACGUGUGGGAGUUGCGAUGUAGUACUUGGGGACAGCAGCAUAUCUGCAAAGUUUCAAUCGCAGCACUAUUAUGCAUACGUCAAUUUUGAUUCUCUUGAGAAUGCUAGGCUAGCUGUGUCGAAAUUGAAUGGCCAUCUCGUCAAUGGAAGUACUCUCAGCGUGAAAAUUCAGGGAUCUGGAUCUGCAGUCGUCAGUAAUGGUCAACCCUCAAGCAUUGCUACUACUAUCUCAACGGUUUGUACUGUAAAGGUCACCAACAUCUCAAAGAUCGUCACUGAGAGUAACCUUAGGGAGAUAUUCAGUUUUUCCAACAGUGUUCCAUUAGCUAGUGUAAAGCUGAACCAAAUAUCAUCAAAUUCACACAAUUUUGCCUACGUUAACUACCACAGCCAUGUUGAUGCUGACAGAGCAGUCAUUGAGCUUAAUGGGUGUUCUACGAAAUGUGGUUCAAAGCUCCAGGUGAAGCAUCACAGACAAUCUGCCAUACAGCCUCCUGUGACCACUGAAGCUGCUGUAGGUGGUACUGUGAGUCAAUGCACAGUCAAGGUGUUGAUAACACAAGGAUCAACAUCUUCGAGUGAGUUAUACAGUUAUUUCACCAACUUUGGUGAAUUAAAGGAUGAGCCAAAAAUCAGACAAGGUGAUCCAAACUUUGCCUAUAUUAACUUUAAGUCGGAAAACAGUGCAAUGAAUGUUGCUCAAUAUCCUAGUCAUGAAAUCGGACCUGGUGUUACAGUCAAAAUCCGCCUAUCGAAAACUUCUUCUAGUCAACCAGUGAUGGCAGUCACAGUCCCACCACGUGUACAUGCUCCAUUGUUUGUACCAAAGCAUAUCCCUUGCAAUGCAGUCAUUUCCAGUAUUUUGACAUCUUCUGUUGAGUAUGCUCAGUACAGGAACUCUAUAGCACCAGUUUCUUUGAUCUGUGAUAAAAAUGGUGAUGGUGUUGUGCUUUUUGGGGAAAGUGUGAAUCUACCUUCAGCCGAAUCUGUCAUCACGUCUCUUAUUGAAAAACUACAACGUCAGCUUAAUGAUAAGGUGUUGGAGCUACCUUGCAUGUAUGUACCUGCCUUCUCAAACCCAGCAUUAGUGAGCAGCCUUGCCGAAAUUGAGCAAAAUUGUAUGGUACAGCUUCAGGUACAAUAUGGAUCUACAUGUACGAAGGAUGUUAAGUCCUUUUCAACCAUGGUUUCUAGCAAGUUAGUAAGUCACGCAGCAGCUGCUGAAGUAUCUUCUUUCGGUAUAGCACUUUAUCAAAAAAAAUCAACUAGUGGUGCGAGUAACCCGCCAGUCUCCUAUGUUUGGUCUUGGAAAGAUGAUCACCAUGUUUACACACAGUAUGACUCAGUGUCUUCCACUAAGAUUAGUGAGCAUUAUAAUUCUUCACCACAAGGUUCACUACAUCUGACCAUAGUGACCAAACUCGGUUCCACCUCUUACGUAGUGGAUUUUGCAACCAUGAAGCAAACAAAUCUAGAGACUGGUCACAUUCGAAAGAUCAAAAAAUCAUCUUUAGAGAAUCCAGACUCUCUGACUUGGUUCUACGAAGAUGAUUCCAAAAAAAUGGCUCCUUAUUCAGCCUCAGAAUGUGUGCAAAUUGAAGAGAUGUAUCUUUCCAGCAAACCGUCUGACCUUGUGAUCAAUGGUAAAGUGUACACAUUUGAUUUUACAACGCUGAAACAGAUCAACAAAAACACCUUAUAUGAACGCAAGAUCGAACGGAAUGCUCCUCACCUUAAGCCCAUGAAAGAAUCGUUUUUCAAUUUACAAAUCGAAGGCUUGCAACAAAAUAUCGUCAUAGCAGAGAAAAUGCUUAAAGAGGAAUUAGACAAAGCUGUUGUCGAAAAAAUUCAUGUGUUACCAACAACCACAGACAAUGCUUUUCAAACCGAGGUAAUGACCACUCUUCAGAAGUACUUUGUGUUAGCAAGCGUUGUUGGAGACACUGUUCAAGUACGAGGCGUACAAGGAUAUGUAGAAAAAGUGAUGCUGAUAGUACGGGAGAAAACACUGGAUUUCGAAAAGGAAUGCUUAGCUCGAGCAUCAUCUACCCCACAUAGUGCGUCUGUGCCAAGCAACUGGGAGGUACAGACAGACAAGUUUGCUCUGAAAGAAGUACUUCAUUCCAGUUCAGAGUGGACUGAAAUUGAAAACAGAUUCCACAAAACCCUGCCAAGCACAGGUAUUGUCUCGAUUAAACGAAUUCAAAACAAGUGGCUGUGGGAUCGAUACUCAUUUGCUAAGCAACGCAUGUCUGAAAGAAAUGCUGGUAUUGUCAACGAGCAAAUGCUCUUCCAUGGAACACGAGAAACUCCCCCAGAAAAAAUCUACAAUUCUGAGCAAGGGUUCGAUUUUCGUUUUUCUACGAAAGGAAUGUGGGGAACAGGAACGUAUUUUGCUAUCAAUGCUAGCUAUUCUCAAAGCUAUUCCUAUUCCACUAUUCAAGGAAAACAGAUGAUACUAGCAUCCGUUUUGACAGGUGAAACAUAUCGGUGCCCUCCAGAUGGUUCUCUCAAGAAACCUCCAAUUAAGCCACGCAAACAUGGCAGUUUUGAGGAUGAGCUUUUCGACAGUGUCAGUGGACAAACGAAAGGGAGUGAUGUGUUCAUUAUUUACGACCAUGAAAAAGCAUAUCCGUACUACCUGAUUACAUUCAACAGAUACUGAUAAUGCAAAAGACUUUUAUUGACUAUAGCUUAUUUUGUGUGUGUUGUAAUGUGCAUUUAGAAUCUGUUUUCCUGUACUGUCACCCUAGCUGCUGUGGGAGUGUUAAUCUGGAAUAGGCGAUAUACGCAUUUAAGAAUUAUUUCACGGC
Messenger RNA from Halichondria panicea, 3123 nucleotides. RefSeq lists its product as uncharacterized. NCBI's taxonomy places the organism in Eukaryota, Metazoa, Porifera, Demospongiae, Suberitida, Halichondriidae. Gene Ontology annotation, molecular function: zinc ion binding; NAD+ poly-ADP-ribosyltransferase activity; RNA binding. The transcript has 2 exons. The coding region runs from base 159 to 2975 and encodes 938 amino acids. The record is from RefSeq and is a predicted model, not a curated record. Gene Ontology annotation, cellular component: nucleus.